GAGUUAGAGGCGAGUGAUAAAUGACUACAGGCUACAUCUCCGGACUGCCACUCUACCUCCUCCUUCUCCCCCAGCAGCAGCAGCACCAGCAGCAGAAGCUCAAACUCCAAUUCCAAGUCCGACUCCGACGUCAACGUCGACGUUGCUCAUUCAAAUGUAACAGCACGAGCCUCAGUCUCAGUCACAGUCUCAGUCUCAGCCUCAGCCCGUUGUCGCUUCGCUUCGCUGUCGUUGAGCCGAAGGUGAGCAAGUCCAAGGUGUAUCUAUCUGUAAGAGAUUUUACAAUUUUCGCGCACCCACUGUAUCUGGCGUCAUCGUUGAGCGCGGACAGAGCCGUGCGCAGCGACGCCGAUGCCGAGCGACAGCAGGUUGGCAGAAAGUCUGCCACUGAUAACGGGAAAUGGCAUGCCAUGCCAGCAACACCAGCAGCCACAAUAAGGAGAGAGAGAGAGCCAUUCCACACUCGCACACCUCACUCACUCUCUUGCCGCUCUCUCACGUCAAAAUAAACAAAACAAAUGUAAAGUGCGCCUCCCUCGCCCACUGGAAAUACUUCGUACAGACGCCCCACCGCCCAUCUACCCACCACACAUCCCCUCGACCGACAACCUAGGGCAAGCCAUGAAAAUAAAUAUGUGGGCACAACAAAAAUGAAAAUUGUACGCGAAAUGUGCCGCAAAUGGCAGCAGAUUUGCCAUUAAAAUUUACAAAGGUUCUCGGUCUCGUCAUUGAGAGAGAACGGAGAGAGAGAGAGAGAGAUAGCACGAAAUGUUGGGGCACAAGGUAUAUUAGGCUGAAGGUAGGGUAGUUUGAUGGAGUGGGUUUUCACUGUGUUCUAAUGUUCACAAUAAACGAGCGAACGAGAAUGGGACCUGACCUUUGGCUCAAUAUACUUUGUGGGGUGCUAGGACACCAGACAAAACCAACUCCAGAGAGAGAGUGGGUGGGUGAGUAGAGGAAAGCAAAGAAAGAGAAAAUCAAAACAACAGAAAGAAAACAAUCACAAAUACAGGCAAAACAAAACUCCGACUAACGGACUGACUAAACGACUCGUUCUCUCUCUCUCUUUCUCUUUCUGUGGCCUGUUAAAUAACAGCUGCAAAAUUAACAGCGAGUGUUUUUAGAACAAGCAAUUAAAGCUGUAAUCAAGCAAUUAGAAGUACAAUUACCAAAAAGUUUGAGCAAAUUGUGUGUGCGAAACGAAAAGUAGCGAAACGAACUGCGAAAACUGCAUAGUGGUAUGGACCAGAGGGGGAUUGACAAGAUGGGAAUUAUUGAAAUUAAUUUCAGUCCAUAGCCGUUUUCAAACGAUUUUAUAUCCAAUCUUAAUGUCUAACCGUUUCGCUGCUAUAGUUAAUCCCUUCAUUUGUUUGGAGCCUGGUGUCUUCACCAACAGAAUUUUGUCGUAAAUUUGCUGCCACAUUGCCCAUACGCCGUGUGGCUGCAGCUGCAAAUUGAAACCGAAAACUGAACAUUCCUGUGGUCACUAUGUUGUCAAGCGGCAAUAAAAGCGUCGCAUAUGUUUUGUAAAUUAAUUAAUAUAUUUUACAUGCAUAAAGUGCAACACAACAAAAAAGUGCUAAAUAAAUCAUUGACAGUGACGGAAAAAAUGUAACUACAUUUUUUCAUUAAAAUAAUUUACGAGCAUUGACAGUAUAUAAUAUUCUUGAUAUUUUGGAUUUUUGAAAAGCCGCAUACAAAAUAGUAAUAUCAUUAUGGAUAAAUGACCGUGGAAGUGUCGCCGACAACACCAAUUAGCCAAAAGAGU
Messenger RNA from Drosophila obscura, 1768 nucleotides. RefSeq lists its product as uncharacterized. The transcript has 3 exons. NCBI's taxonomy places the organism in Eukaryota, Metazoa, Arthropoda, Insecta, Diptera, Drosophilidae. The record is from RefSeq and is a predicted model, not a curated record. Bases 21 to 509 code for a protein of 162 amino acids.